Molecule: messenger RNA, 2711 nt
Organism: Monosiga brevicollis MX1
Lineage: Eukaryota; Choanoflagellata; Craspedida; Salpingoecidae
Exons: 21
Coding region: 18-2711 (897 amino acids)
Biological process (GO): signal transduction
Molecular function (GO): protein binding; zinc ion binding
Source: RefSeq, a predicted model, not a curated record
GAGAGCAACCAACGACCAUGGCUGCGGGAACUUCGAGCGUGCUCGACUGGCUGAAGGGCUUAAAGCUCGACAGCUACCAUGAUGCUUUUGUGGAUGCAGGCUUUGACACCCUGGAUAAAGUGGCGAUGAUAAGCUCGGAAGACCUUGAUCGCAUGAAUAUCACGUUGCAAGGUCAUCGUAACCGUAUCCUUCGUCAUGUGCCAAAGCAGCCGGCUGAGCUCGAUGAUAUUCUUGAUGGCCUCUCGUCUCUUGUCGACGAUAUGACUAUGCAGGUGGACACCGAAGCGGCACCGUCGCAUCUCGAUGGCACAGAUGCCAAUGACUUGGACGACAUUCUGGCAGACCUCUACUCGUUUUCACAAGACGACUCUGGCCAGCCCAAAAUACCGGCCCCUUACCACGCGCCGGCGACUGAGAACGAGGGUGAGGCAGGAGCCAACACAGAGGGCAGCACGGCUGAAGCUAUUCCUGCUGCUAAGACGACGACGCCUUCUGCUGUCGAGGCGGCUGCGCCAGCGCCCUCUGCUGACGUAGAACGGCCCGUCAUCGUCAGCACGACCGCCAACUUCGAGUCCUCCGCGGCUGUGUCACAGCAUCUGGACCAUUUCUCUAAACGCCUCUCCAGCAUGGGGCAAAUCUCGACGGUGGAUUUGGAGAACAUGAUGAAAGAAGAAAAGAUUCGCAUUGCCAUGAGCAAACUUGCUGCCGCACAAAUGCAAAAGAAUAUCAUCCAUGUCUUCAUGGAGGAUGCCACCAAAAAGACCAUCUGUGUGGAUGCCACAGAAACGGCCUUUGAAGUCUGCCGCAAGACCGUGGUGAAGAAUCGUUUGCCGGAUGAUCCUUUCUGGACCCUCGUGGAGGUGGCACCGGAAUUGGCCUUGGAACGUUUUAUUGAGGACCAUGAGCGUAAGUACUUUCCAGCCUCAUUUGUCAAGGAGACACAAGAGACCAAGGAUGCCUCCAAGCUCACAGAACGAGCCAAGCGAAUCCUAUUUCAGCACAAGCUCAAUGCCCCACAGGAAUACUUUAGCUCGACGGCGCGGCUACCAGAUGUCAAGGGCUGGGUGCAAUGCCGCGAGGGCAAAAAGUGGAAGAAGCGCUUUCUCUUGCUGCGAGCGUCGGGCGUCUACUACUCCAGCAAGGGCGAAUCAGAGGCCUCCAAAGAUCUGGUUGCUCUUGUCAAAUUUCAUGAAUGCAUCCUGUGCCAUGGACAAAGUGAAUUUGCCAAACAAGUCAAGGCACCUUCUGAUUUCAACUUGAUUUUCAGGCCGAAUAUUCGCAAGCGACUGCCAGAGCUGACAGAUUUGAUUGUGCUAAACUUUCAUACCGAGUCUGACAUGUUGCCGUGGGAGGCUGGCGCGCGUUUGGCCAUUCAUGGCAACAAGCUUAAGCAAGGAUUUGAUGAUACGGCUCGCAAAUUCACCGAGCUGGCCCAUCUGGGCGCAACGCCGUCAAGCCUGGCAUCACAAUUGCGUCAGGUUCCUUCACAAAAGUCCAACGACCCAGCUCUCAUCCAAAAGUGGCGGUCACAACGCGCUUCGAAGCGCAACCCCAACAUGUCGGCAGCUACGGGCGUUGAGUUUGAUGACGAAGCGGAUGUUGACGACGCGGGUUUGCUCGGACAGGCAGCAGAUUCGAUGGCCGGCGCGGAUCCAAACGGCUUGAACUCAGGUUGCUUGCAUACUGAGGACUUUGCCUGUCUUUGCGUGGUGCGGGCAGGGCCGGGAGCAAGCGCUCCGACUCCAGUGCAUAAGCGUUUUCCCAUUGCAAAUGUACCUCUCUCUGUCUCUCUGUCUCUCACAUGUGGGAGCCUUCAGUAUGUCCAUACAGACUGCCUUUUGCGUUGGAUCGAUGAGAAGCAGGCUAGCUGUCAGCGCCGACACACCGUGCGUUGCCCUCAGUGCAAAACUCCCUUCAUUGUCUCCGUGGAGAAUCGGUCCUUGUUUGUGAAAAUUGGCGAUGCCUUUCGGGACAUUGCCGCUGAGCUCAGUCCGAUCGUCUCUGUCCUCAGUACUGGCCUGUGCUUUUGGGCUGGUCUGGCCUGCUACGGCGCCCUGGUCUAUCGCACCACCACCAAGCGCACCAUCGCCUCCCUGAUAGCGCGACAUCACCCCAUGACCCUCAUCUCCCUCCUACCGCUCAUUCCCUGCAGCCUGGUGGCCACCAACCUUGCUGCCAGCCUCAGCUACCAAGUGCGCAUCGACCAUGAUGGUAGCCUACGCAUUCAGGUCCACACAGAGGAGGAUGAGGAUGCGUUGGCCGAAGAGGACGAGGUCAAUGCCGCUCUUGCUGCCUGGAACGACCCUGGUGACGCAAUGCAUGCCGCUGAAGCUGGCAUGGAAGCCCGCGCUGCAGCCAACCCGUUGUUUCAUGAUGAGGAGGAUGAUGGUGAUGAUGGCUUUUUGCCCGAGGAAGAUGAUGAAAAUGAUGAUGAAGCGCGACGGCUGUUGGAGGAACAUGAGCAACUCGAGCAACCUGCUCUGCGUCCGAGAACGGCCUAUCCUCAACUCGUCAUGGCAUCCACCGUGGGAGAUCUCUGUUUCUCCGCCUUCAUCCCCAAAACUUUUGAUCGCGUCGUACUAGGUGGCCUGGUAUAUCAAGCAUCAACGUCAGCGCUUCGAAGCAUGUACACACACUACAAGCAGCAAGAGCACGCGCAUCGACGCAUUCACAACUUUCACGGCGCAGAACCCUCAAUCAACGGUCCAUGA